Molecule: messenger RNA, 4933 nt
Organism: Harpegnathos saltator (Jerdon's jumping ant)
Lineage: Eukaryota; Metazoa; Arthropoda; Insecta; Hymenoptera; Formicidae
Product: box A-binding factor
Exons: 9
Coding region: 387-3281 (964 amino acids)
Biological process (GO): cell fate commitment; positive regulation of transcription by RNA polymerase II; negative regulation of transcription by RNA polymerase II
Cellular component (GO): nucleus
Molecular function (GO): RNA polymerase II cis-regulatory region sequence-specific DNA binding; DNA-binding transcription factor activity, RNA polymerase II-specific; zinc ion binding
Source: RefSeq, a predicted model, not a curated record
UGUCCUCUAUGUACAUAAUAUACACGGACCUCGCUCCCGAACAUAGAGCAGCAGCUAAUGCGGGUUCUCGUAUAACCAGCAAAGUCCGCAGUCUUCAAUUUUCGUCUAGUCGUCGAUCCGCGUGCAUCAUCGAUUGAUCCGGCUGCCCCGCAUGCGCGACUCACCCCGCGGAAGCAACAGGUUCAUUUGCGCCGGGGCGCAAACGCGAUCGCAGCCGCGCUCUCUCGCGCAUAAACGCAACAAGUGACCGUUCUCACAGCGCGGACGCCGCGAAGAAUUGAUCGUCUCCGGGCCGAAGGGGUGUCGUACGGCGCGCGACGAAGGAAGUGAGUGAACAGGACGCGAGUGUGCGGGUCACCAGAGCGAGAGGAGUCAGGUUACACGGGAUGAAGAGGAGGAGGAGCGACGACGACGUGAAGCCAGCUACCAAGUACCGGCAUCGGGAAUACAUGUUGCUCGACUAUGUCGAGGGGACUGCGGAGCCGACGUCGCAAACUGCCAGAGAGGCGGUCAUCAAGCAAGAAGAGGGGGAGGCGACGACGGCAGCGACAGUGGCCGCAGUAACGAUAAAAAGCGAGGACGUCAUCGAGCACGAAGUCAACCAGCGGCAAGAGCAGCAGCAACAGCAGCAACAACGGCAAGUGGCGUACGUGUCGAGCGAAGAGGUCGGGAAGGAGAGUGUGGGCGUGCUGAAGGCGGGACAGCCGGAAAUGGAAAAUGGCGCCAUAGUAGAGUCGGCCGGUGCUGAAGCAGUUGCUAUUGCGGUUGCCACUGCCGGUGAUCAUGCCGGGGACCCUAGCGCCACCUACACUCUUCAUCAGCUGGGCUACCAUGCUGCAAACAUCAUUCGAAGUGGCUACCUCGCAGAAGGCUCACCCCGUUACGAGGGUGGCGGCAUAAGGGAGGAACAGCAACAGGCCUCUCAGUUAUCCCACCCGUCGCACCACCACCACCGCCAACAACAGCAGCAGCAGCCGCUGGCGCCGCCGUCGCAGCACCCGCAGCACCAACAGCAACAGUACGUCCAGCUCGCGGCAAGAGAGGUCCCGGUUCCCGAGGGAGGGGAUAACCGGCACUCGACAGAGGCCUCCGUCGUAACGGAGGGAAGCAGCGCCGGCAGUCACAUGCCUCACUCCACGAUGCAUCGCUACAGUACCGAGACGCUCUCACCGACCACGACCGAUCAUCAUCAGCACCAUCAUCAACAGCAACAGCAGCAGCAUCACCACUUGUCCGAAGUGCAUCAGCACGGCGCGUUGUCGGCCCAUCGUCACUUGGACGAUCAGCAGCAGCAGCAACAGCAUCAUCAUGAGAUAGAGACGGACGAGGACGUGGAACGUGGAGUAAGCGGCAUCACCGCUGCUAUGAGAACCCGGAGCGAUUAUCUCGGUGUCCUCUUCCCCAUCAAUUCGUCAAAUACCGCGGGAUCCGGCAAUGGGCCCAGCAAUCAUCACCAUCACUCUCACCACUUGGACGACGUGCUGUCGGAGGAUUCUUACUUACAGCAUCAUAUUCGCGUCGGCGCUACCACGACUGGCGGCGCCGGCGGCGGCGGCGGCGGCGGCGGCGGCGGUGGUGGUGGUGGUGGUGGUUCUCCGUCGGUGAGAACAGGCGGUUCACCGACUCCGAGUCACAGUCCACACGAUGAUCAGGUGAUAUCAUCGCCGCAUCGCCAAGUCCAGGAAGCCGGCUACAGCCCGAAUGAUCAGGGCAGGUUGCAAUCCUUCACUCAUCUGACGGCCAUGCAACCGUCGUCGGUGCAGUCGAAUCACGGACUGCAGGAGUCCGAGCGUGUGGCCGAUCAGCUGUACAUGGACACGCUCUACACGCACCACGCGACCAGCACCCCGCAUCACCAUCAGGAGCACGACCAGGGCCCCUCCACGCCGCACUCGCCGAGCGGUCCGCUCUCCAGACGAGGCAAGUCAAGUCCUCGACGGACAACGACAGAGGAAGAAGAGGCACGAGGGGCGAAGAGGUGUAGUAGAAUAGAAGAGUUAUCGAGACAUCAACUUGCGCCUGUCAAGAUGCACUCGUCUUUGUAUCGGUCAAUGGGCGGCGUGAGCGGCAUGGGCAGCGGCCCAGGAACCGGAGGGAGUUACACCCUCCCCUACAUGACGAGCAGCCCCACGGAAUUGGCCUCGUCUCCACAGCUUUGGAACACUCAAGGUCUGAGUCCUGGCUUGCCUAUGUCGGAGGAUUACGGCAAUAGCAAGUCCUCGACCACGGUGCCCCAUCAAUCAUUACCGGCUUUCUCGCAGCCCUUUGGCACUCGGGCGAACUUUCGUUAUAGUCCGUCGUACUCGAGCCAGCAGACAGGAGGGACUCCCGGCGGUGCUACCGACGCCACUUGGACAUACGCGUCUCCUACGAACGAUCAGCUGACGCAGUAUGGCACUCCGUCGAGACGGCAGACCGUUAACCCUGCGACCACGCCGACGCAGCAUCAGCUCAGCACAGGCACCGCAGGCUUAACUACACUGCACAACAUCGAGGCGGAGUACUAUACGGAGGGCCGUGAGUGCGUGAACUGCGGUGCGAUUUCCACACCUCUAUGGCGUAGGGACGGCACAGGGCAUUACCUCUGCAACGCGUGCGGGCUCUACCACAAGAUGAAUGGAAUGAAUCGGCCUCUGGUCAAGCAACCACGCCGUCUGUCUGCUACUAGACGCAUGGGUCUCGCUUGCAGCAAUUGCGAGACCACUAUGACGUCACUAUGGCGUCGCAACACAAUGGGCGAACCGGUUUGCAACGCUUGUGGUCUUUAUUAUAAGCUGCAUGGUGUUAACAGACCGUCCACCAUGAAAAAGGACAGCAUUCAGACGCGAAAGCGAAAGCCCAAGGGCAGUAACAUGAAAACAUCCGACACGCCUCUUUCCACCAAUGUCGCACAAUGCACGAACAAUAACAACAACAACAACAAUAAUAACGUGAAAAUCGAACCAGAUACAUAUGGCGAUAUUCGAGUGACACACACUGGAGUGUUGCAAGGGACAUUCCCGAACACUCUCUACGGUAGUCCACAGGCCCCCGGUAGGGCUAUGGCCUAUCCGGCAAGCAACCUCUAUUAUGACAUAAUCACUUCGCAGCAGCAGCAACACCAACAGCUGAUGGAUUCUCAUUCGCCCAAGAUCAGCGGUGAUUCUCCACCUUGUGCGACGCGCGGCCAAUCGCCGGACCAUCACCAACUUACCUCGCCACACAUCGUCACUCUGGGCAGUCCAUCGACCAGUCCGAACGAAUCCAAAAUUAUGUUGGACAAUGGUCCUGCGCGAAACUGAACUGAAUCUCCUCUGAAUUGUCGUGGUGUCUUUUUCGUAUGUGUCAAUUUUUUUUUCUUUUUUGUGUGUGAAUGUAUUAAAUGCGUGAGUCAAAAAUCCAAUAUGUUAUAAUCUGUACUCGGAAGUGUACAUAAUGUAGGAUAGUCCCGAUCGAUAGUGCUACGGUCAAAUUUGUAGAUAAUUUUCUAGUGUGAAUUUUUCAAAAGUACAAGAGUCUUGAAAUAAAAUUGCGGUCUGAUUACGAUGAGUACGUCGUGUACUGUGAACGUCACUAGGAAAUGUGUAACGACCGUACCUGUAACAAAGAGGGAAAGAACCAAAUAAUCGUGAUAUCUAUCAAACGGAUAUUCCUUGCGUUACGACGUAUAAUCAUGGGACCCUUUGUUGUGAUAUGCGAAUCAUAGUAGUUUUCCGACGAAGGAAUUUUGGGACUUUUUAGUUAACGCGAAAUCAUCGAGUUCGAUUUAAUUCUUUCCAUCUUAGCUUUAUUCUAUAUUUAUGUACAUUUUAUUAUUUCAUCUGUAAUAUCUUUGUAGCACUACACAUUUUAUCAUUUAUAGACUCUAGUAUUUUAUUUUGUUUGUUAUUGGUCGUAAUGCUACUAAGUAAACAACGUAUAUUUAUCAUGAGUGGACGAGCGCGAGAGAUGACAAUAGAAAAUUGUCAUUUCUUAAAAAUUUAGAAUGUUAUGGUGCACUCUUUGCGGUUUGAGAUACGUCUGUUUUGCGUUGGUUUCAUUAUCGUUCAACGUUGUUAGUUAUAUCUCUUAUAUCGUUAUAUGUCUUAUAUUUUUCAACCAAAGAAUCUUUUAACCAAAGAAUCCAUGAUGAAUAUACGUUGCUGUAGAUUUCUUUUUUUUUAAUGAUAUUUGUGUAAUUGUAGGAUAUGUCAACAAUAUGAGCGCGUACAUACGCGGACGCACGUGUAAAUCGGUAAAAUAUACGAUUGUUUUUUCAAAACUGCUCAUAUUGUGUAUGAACGUUGGAAUAUUUCUACUGAAGAAAAUGUAAUCGUGACAAAUUUCAUUUCUGAUAUCAUAUUAUUUAAACAACACGUUCAGCAUCAAUUUAUGUUAUUCAAAUAAGUAAAAUUAUUAGUAACAAUACAACUAAUAACAAAUAAUGACCUUGCGUGAGAGCGAUUAAGAUAGAUAAUUGGUAAUACUAGUAGUAAUAAGUUAGCACUAUGUCCAUUAUACGAGCAAACAUAUCUGACGGCUAUGCAUAUAUAUUUUUUCUAUUUUAUUUUGCGAUAAUGCGUCACGGUGAAUUUUAAUCUAACUAAAAAAAAAAUAUAUAUAUAUAUAUUCAAAUAAAAGAUGGCAAAUUAUAUCAGUAUGUCCUGCUCUGAUAUAUAGCAUAAAUUACUUUUUUUCUAUACGGAUUAGUUAUUUUAUAAAAUGAUUAUCUCUUUUAUAUAAUUUAAAAAAUGAUUAUAAAAUAAUUGUAAAAUUAUUGCCUUUUUGACCCGAAUUACCGGCAAACUUAUCUAUGUAAAUUUUAACAUUUAACAUUUAAGUAUCAGUUAGAAUAAGGUUCACCAGCAUGUUGCAUUUCGCCGACAAAUAUGUCAUUAUGUUUUACAUAAUAUAUUUUUAGUGUUGUACCGAAAUACAACGGUUAUUUUUAAAUAAAAAGGGAUCUAAGAUUGUA